GCAAUGAAAAAAUCGAGCAAAACAACUUGUCGACCGGUCAAAUAGUCGACCAAUCCAUCGCUCGACCAAACAAACGAUCGAGCAACCUUAUCGACCUCAGCAGGUCGAGCAUCUCGCAGACUCAACACUCAACAGAUCGGCCUAGUCACAGGCGC
Messenger RNA from Striga hermonthica, 155 nucleotides. Lineage: Eukaryota; Viridiplantae; Streptophyta; Magnoliopsida; Lamiales; Orobanchaceae. The record is from the annotation of a GenBank genome assembly.